Labrus bergylta (ballan wrasse) is the source of this 6740-nucleotide messenger RNA. Its product is annotated as synaptic vesicle glycoprotein 2A. The record is from RefSeq and is a predicted model, not a curated record. Gene Ontology annotation, biological process: transmembrane transport; chemical synaptic transmission. NCBI's taxonomy places the organism in Eukaryota, Metazoa, Chordata, Actinopteri, Labriformes, Labridae. Gene Ontology annotation, cellular component: neuron projection; synaptic vesicle membrane. Gene Ontology annotation, molecular function: transmembrane transporter activity.
CCUGCAAAUCCCUGAGAGUGUGUGGAUGGCGUGGGCUUCUCUCCUCCAAACCAGCACAGCAUCCUCAUCAUCACUCGGUUCACAGAGACAGCCCCGUACGCAUCAUCAUCCUCAUCUUCCUCCCCAUCCUCCUCAUCACCAUCUCUGAAGAGGGAGCACCGCGCAGGGAGAGAGAUAUAAGAAAAACCAGUUUACAUUCAAGUCAGUCACCUUGUUGGAUCGUUGUGGCACUCCUUCAAUAAAUUCAAACAGGUGGUUUCUCCACUUAACCUUUGACCACCUUUACAUUUGCCAAACCUCUUUAAAAUGGAGGAAGGCUACCAAAACCGGACUGCCUUCAUAAAAGGUGCCAAAGACAUUGCCAAAGAAGUCAAACGACAAGCGAGUAAGAAGGUCGGCCGUUCGGUGGAUCGAGUGACCGAUGAGUACAGCAAGCGCUCCUAUAGCCGCUUUGAGGAGGACGAUGAUGAUGACUACCCGACACAGGGCAGCCAGGAUGGAGGCUAUUACCGCGGAGACAGCCAGGCGGCCAACGAUGAAGAGGGCGGCCACAGUGACUCCACAGAGGGCCACGAUGAAGACGAUGAGAUCUACGAGGGCGAGUACCAGGGGAUUCCCAGGGCAGAGUCGGGAAAGGGAAGCCUUGCAGGAGGCCCAGGGUCGGUGAGGGCCGACGCUCAGCAGUUCAGAGACAUCGGAGUGUCUGAGGCAGAGAGGAGGAAGGACCAGGAGGAGCUGGCUCAACAGUACGAGACCAUUCUACAGGAGUGUGGUCACGGGAAGUUCCAGUGGACCCUGUACUUUGUGCUGGGGCUGGCUCUAAUGGCGGAUGGUGUGGAGAUCUUCGUGGUCGGGUUUGUGCUGCCCAGCGCUGAGAAGGAUAUGUGCCUGUCCGAACCCAACAAGAGCAUGCUGGGUCUGAUUGUAUACUUUGGGAUGAUGGUGGGGGCGUUCCUCUGGGGGGCUCUGGCUGACCGGAUAGGUCGUCGACAGUCUCUUCUCAUCUCUCUCUCCAUCAACAGUAUCUUCUCCUUCUUCUCCUCUUUCGUCCAGGGAUACAGCACCUUUCUGUUUUGCCGGCUCCUCUCAGGUGUUGGGAUCGGUGGCUCAAUUCCCAUCGUGUUUUCAUUCUACUCUGAAUUUCUGGCCCAAGAGAAACGUGGUGAGCACCUCAGCUGGCUCUGCAUGUUCUGGAUGAUCGGGGGAAUAUAUGCAUCUGCCAUGGCCUGGGCUAUAAUCCCACAUUAUGGAUGGAGUUUCCAGAUGGGCUCUGCUUACCAGUUCCACAGCUGGCGUGUGUUUGUUUUAGUGUGCGCUUUUCCCGCUGUUGCUGCCAUCGCUGCCCUCAGUGCCAUGCCGGAGAGCCCACGCUUCUACUUAGAGAAUGGCAAACAUGACGAAGGCUGGAUGAUUCUGAAGCAAGUUCACGACACUAAUAUGCGAGCAAAGGGACACCCAGAGAAAGUGUUUUCUGUCACCACAAUUAAGACGGUGAAACAGAUGGACGAGCUGGUGGACACUGGCACCGACACUCCCAUCUGGCAGCGUUACCGGCUGAAGAUCAUGAGCCUCUCCCAACAGAUCAAGGACAACAUUCUUGCGUGUUUCAGCCCAGAGUAUAAACGGAGGACUUUCAUGCUCAUGGCCGUUUGGUUCACUAUGUCUUUCAGCUACUAUGGACUGACGGUGUGGUUCCCCGACAUGAUCAAGUACAUCCAGAGGCAGGAAUAUGAAGCACGCACAAAGACCUUCACUAAGGAGCGAGUGGAGCACGUCACCUUUAACUUCACCCUGGAAAACCAAAUCCAUCGCCAAGGACACUACUUCAAUGACAAGUUCCUGAACCUGAAGAUGAAGUCGAUGGUGUUUGAGGACUCUAUGUUUGAGGAGUGCUACUUUGAGGACAUCACCUCCACACACACCUUCUUCAGAAACUGCACUUUUAUUGCAAGUUUGUUCUACAAUACAGAUUUGUUCAAAUACCGGUUCGUCGACUGUAAACUCUUCAACAGCACAUUUCUGCACAACAAAGAGGGCUGCAUCCUCGACUUCAGCGACGACUUCAACAAUGCCUACAUGAUUUACUUUGUCAACUUCCUUGGCACGUUGGCUGUGUUGCCUGGCAACAUCGUGUCAGCUCUAUUAAUGGACAAAAUUGGUCGUUUAAGGAUGCUCGCCGGUUCCAGUGUCAUUUCUUGUGUCAGCUGUUUCUUCCUGAUGUUUGGAAACAGUGAGUCAGGGAUGAUUGCCCUCUUGUGUCUGUUUGGAGGAAUCAGCAUUGCCUCGUGGAACGCUCUGGAUGUGAUCACUGUGGAGCUCUACCCCUCAGAUAAAAGGUGCACGGCUUUUGGUUUCCUGAACGCUCUCUGUAAGCUGGCCGCUGUCUUGGGCAUCAGCAUCUUCCAGUCCUUCGUCGGCAUCACCAAAGCCGUACCCAUCUUAUUUGCCGCCGGUGCGCUGGCCGCAGGUAGUUUCCUCGCAACAAAGUUACCUGAGACACGAGGCCAAGUGUUGCAAUAAGAGACACGGCCAGCAGUGGGCAGCAGGAGCACAGCUGGUCGUGUGUUGUUCGACAACUAGAGCCCUAACAUCCCUGAGAGCUUCAGCGCUGCCUGUCACACACCAACAGAACAGACCGCCAUCUCCAUUGUUAGCCCAAGAAUCCUUUGAAAUAUGGACUGCAUCAUUCAAAGUCUUCGCAGAGCCACAGUGACAAGACAAAGGGUACUAUCAGGUACAAAAGAUCCUUUUUAAAAAAGUGUGUUCCAACAGGUUGAUGCAGUACAACAUAAGGUGUGAAGUAAGGAUCGCAUGCUAUUUGUUUUUAGUAUUUUUAUGGGCCAACAGAUCCGUAAUUCCAAACACAAUUGAGGGAAAAGAGAUGUCAAUUAAAGAGGCUACAGUAUUUAUUUUUAUUUUUAUUUUUUCAAUUCUGACCUUGGCCUUGUCGACUGACUUUCAGAGCUUGUUUUUACUUAAGUGUGGUGUUUACAAUUCACUCUACAUUCACAGCCAGACUAAUACAAUAUUUUUCUUUUAGGAUCCAUCAAAUGAAUUCAAUCAAGGGGAACUAUAUAUUCUUUAAAAAAAAAUGUAAAAAAAAAAAACGCCCCUGACUCUUGACCACUGCCUGCUUCUGAAAGCCAGAUUUUCUGAGAGCUCUUAUUUUCUACCAAAUACGAUCUAAACAUUCCACUGAGGCCUGAUUUAUUCAGAAUGUUUCUUAUGUCCCUGCAUAAGUCACCUCUCCUCCUCUUCUUUACGACCUCAGACACUCAAGACAGGCCGAUCUGUUCUAAGCGGUACAAGUUUGAUCCAGCUUCUCGAUGUUCAGUGUGAAACUCAUGUUUUAAUCCCAUGUUGUCGAAUCAUACAGCUGCGGCAAAAACACGGGAACAUCUGAGGAAUGGAUUUUGUUCUAGUGUCUCGAUGUGAGAGCAGAUGCUGUUGGUGUAAAAAUGUUGCCUGAAGUAGAAGUCAUGUGUGUGGGACUGCAUGUGUGUUAUGUGAGAUAAGACAAAACGUUGGUUUACUUGUUUCGACUCCUUCAUUUCAUCGCAGCAGUGCGGACCAUAGUUUACUGUUCCAACAGCAGAAUGUACAGAGCAGCAGUCACACAUUUUAGACAAAUUAUAACUAAAUACAUGAAGUAGCUCAGGUGUGGUGUACUAUUUAGACCAUGUUUACAACUGAUAUUGUGUUUUACCACCACUCAACCAAAUAAUUGUACACACAGGAUAUUUAAUUACCCUCCAGCUCCAUCCAAUAGUUUCAUUUAUCAGUCUUAAUGUCACAAUAAGUUACCAACGAGUCAUUUGAUUUGUCAUUUUAACCCCUCAAACGUCAGAAAAUGUUAAAUUAAUGUCCAGUUAUUUGCUUCUUCUUUUUUUUAUUAGUCUGCGACUUCAUCUGACUAUCCUCAGAUUGUUUUAGUCUUUUUAUUUUAAGGCACACAACAACUCAGUUUCCAUUCUUUAUAUAGUGUUACACCCCCUAGAUGUCAUAAUGUUGCUUCAUUUUUACUCAUUAACACAAAUUAAACGGGACCAAAAGAAGAAAAAUCUGUAAAGAUGGAUCAGUCAGUGUGACACAAAAAGGAUACUAGAGAUUACAAAAUAUGGCUCUUAUUUAAUUUUAAGGGCUCUGGUUCCUUUUAUUACAUUACUGCAUCUAUUUUACCAGGUGGAGAAAUUGUAUCAUGAAAUAUGUUUCUGUAUGAUACUGCUCAAUCCGCCUGUAAGAGAAUUUACAGAAAAGUACACACAGAGGACAAGAGAGAAUGAGUCAUCUCUGAAUUUGUCAGAAUCCUUCUGAAGCUAAUGACUACCAGUAUUGAUACAUAUCACUACUUCAGUAUCAUUUCACCAAAGCUGUACGUCAAUAUGUGGGCUGACAAUCAUUGAGUGAGAUCAUGGAUGCUGCUGCUGCCCAUUCUCGUGUGUUGUUUGACCUCAAGACAUCCUCUGGAAGUGCGUGUGUGUGUGUUUGUGUGUGGAUGUUUAAGACGUAAGAGGCUUGUGGGUUAGCCACUCAUAAUGUAACUCAAAAACAGAAACUUCAGAAAGAUGAUGGACAUUAGCAGUAAAAGUUUUCUGACAUCUUUUGUGUGCGUGUGUGUAGAGAGAGAGACUUCAAAAUAGUUAAACAUUUUGACAAGUUGAAUUAAUCACAUCAUAGCCUGCGUGCUAAGCAUGUGGUCAAAGUCAGGAUGUGAUUAGCUUAGCAUAGCAACCAAACCGAAAAACAAAGGGAAACGGCUAGCCUGCUUCAGCCAAAGGUCACAAAAAUUGGAAGAAAUUGGAUGGAACACAACUCCCCUAAAACCACACCAUGAUUUAAUAGCCUACAAUUCCCAGUUUUAACAGGAUGUGAACUAUCUUCCACUUGGUAAAAAAUGUUAACCACAGUAGAUUCAGAAUAUCCCAGGCUUGUAAUUUCACCACGUUUCCAGUCUUUGUGCCAAGCUAAGCUAAUAACCUCCAGGCUGCAGCUACAUAUUUAGGGCUCAGGCAUGAACAUUAACACAUUUCCUCAAGUGGUGAACUGUUACUUUCUGUCAAAUGUAGAUUAUUUCAAAUGCUGUUGCUGUUUUGUGCACAGUUAAUGAACAAGUAUGUCCUGUCCUUGUGUUAGAGAGACUAUUUGGAUGUGUCUGUAAUGUGUGUAUGGAUGUGUGUGGAUGUUCAUAAUGUUACUCUAAAUCGUCUGUUACAUAUUUUUCUACUUAUUUGUGUUGUGUUUUCAUCUUGGUGAUGAAUACAGCUCAGUUUGGGACCACGGAAAUAUAUUUACACUACAAGAAGAUAAAAACACCUAUUGCUAUAUAUGCAUUGUAGACUUUAUUGGGUUUUUUUUCUUUGUAAAAGACUUGGGUGCUCUUCAGCUGAUACAAAUCCCAUGAAUAAAAGCCAGUCUCAGAGGCUUGCCUCUGUUUAGAAAUGCAGUAAAGGAUCACAUCUAAAAUUCACGAUAAUGACUUAACCCUCUAAUCCUUCUGUAUUCAACGGAUCGUGACGCAUGUUUGUAUUGUAUUGUCUGAGUUCUUGGACGUCCUGUAUGCCAGCUGUUUUUGUCUAAAGCAAGAACUAGUGUUUUCAUUGUUGUAUGAUGGCAUAGAUUUGUUGCUUGCAGUGAUUGUUUUGAAUCAAAGUGGGGUUAAAAUUGGUGAAAGUAUGUGUUCUGAAAGUAAGUAAGUGGUGGCUGUGCUCCUUGUUUACCUUGGACCCAUGUUGCCCUUCAUAAAAUAUAUAUGCCUGAAUAUGAGGAGGACACUCUUAAUUGUGCAAUUCGUCUUGUCACAGAGGUGCAAGAUUUGGCCGGCAAAGGCAAUAGACUUAGGCAAAGGGAGCCAAAAAAGUGCAUAAACUAUGUACAAUUCGACACAAACUUCUUUGUACAUAUGAGUCGGUUUAAAAGGGGAAAGUGAAAGCAUUUAAAGUGGACACAUUCCCAACUCUGAGAACAGAGGUAAACCCAAUUGCAGAAGGACAAAGGUUUACCAACCCAACAAAAGAGCAACCUUUGUCAAAUUGACACUCCUGUUCAAAAUGUAGUUAACUAUUUAAUGUUACUAUGUGUAGAAUUCAGUCUGAAUAUAUAUAUAUAUAUACAUACAUGUACAAUCUAUCAAUAAGGUCACUGGUUUGAGUUUUAUCCAUGAUGACUGCAUUUAUACGACGUGUUCUAAAUAAAGCAGACACCUGUCUGAAGAAUCAGUCCUGAAGUGCCGACCAAGCAAGAAAACAACUCCAUCAUCUGCAAAGAACUUUAUCCUUCACUGUAGUUUGGACUGAAGGAAUUUAUGUUUGCUUUUAUUUUUCAGUUUGACUCUGACCCGUUUAUGAAAUGGUUAAAAAAUUCUCUAAAUGUGAGUUCAAUUCAAAAAUCAAUGUGCUGUGUGUAGAAACUGUAGAUGUUUGUACGUGCAAGUUUGGAAAUUGUGGAACAAAAGAUCAAGGAAAACAAUUCCAAAAAAAAAAAAAAAAAAAAAAAAAAGAAAAGUUCAAUGAGACACAAAAUCUAUUGUGUGUUGUCUUUGUGUUUUGUAAAUGACUGAAAAUCUUGGUAAAUUCAGUAUUUAUUACUUCUGGAUAUUGACAAUAUUUUAGUGAUGCUGAAAAGGUGCUGUAUAUGUGAGAGUUGUUCAUUCUGCUGGUAUCGACACUUUUGUGCCAUUAUCGGCUUUCAGUUCUAUGACAAAAAUAAUAAAUUAAGAAAAUAAAACGUAUGUCAUGGUUUGC